AUGAGUUGUAAACGUGAUUACGAGAGUGGCGUUUCCAAGAGAAAGAAACAGAAAGAAGAACAGUUAAAAAAAACUAAUAAAAGUGUUGAAAGUUACUUUAUGUCAUCAAAAAAAGUCAAUGAAAAGACGUUAGCAGAUGAAGCAGAAAGAGAAGACGAAGUACAACCCGAACCCAGCAGCAGUAAGUUGGAUUGCCAAAUUAUAAAUAUUCAGGAUGAAGAUGAAGUUAUGUUGGAACUGGAAACUGGUAAUAUUGAAGAUAAAAGUAAAGAAGACAGAAAAAUAGGUCCCAGUGCUGGAAAGCUCCUUGAAAACAUCAACAAAGCAAGGUUUUUUUCACUUAUUGUUGAUACAACACAAGAUCUUGGCAAGAAAAACCAGUUGAGCUUUGUGAUUCGUUAUACGAAUUUCUUUGAAGAGUUGAGGCAAGACGAAGAUGGUAAUUUUGAAGAAUAUAAGAAAUUAAGUAUUGAGGAAUCAUUUCUUGGUUUCUUCCAUGUAAAAGACGCAACUGCACUUGGACUUUCCACCCAAGUUGUUGACUGUUUACAAAACCUGGGCUUGGAUAUACACAACAUUAAGAGGUGGGACAUUUUGUCGUCAUUAACGGGUGAAUCUGAAGUGACAUUGAAGAAGUUGAAUCCAACUAGGUGGGCAUCAAGACAUGAUUCGAUUUUAGCAGUUAAUGUAAGGUAUUUGGACAUUAUGAAAGCUCUUACGAAGAUUAUACUUGAGAGUAACAAGCAAGAAGAAGUUUCUGAAGCUAAAGCACUUGCAAAAUCCCUUGAUAACUUUCAGUUUGUAAUGCUGACAGUAGUGUUGUCCAAGAUUUUUACACAGCUAAACAUCACGUCUAAGUUUCUUCAAGGCAAGGAAACAGACUUAGAAAAAGCUGCCAGAGUACUUGAAAGAAGUCAAACUGAGCUCAAGAAAAUGAGGGAAGAUUACGAGGCCUACAAAGACGAAGCCACACUUAGAGCACGUAAAUGGAACGUACAACCAAUGUUUUCUCAAAGCAGGCAGCGCAAAGUAAAACGACACUUUGAUGAACUAGCAGAAGAUUUCAGGUUUUCAAGUGGUGAAGAGGCCUUCAGAGUGCAAGUGUUUUACGCUGUUUUGGACAUAGUCAAUCGUCAAAUUGAGGACCGCUUUUCUUCUGUUCGAGAUGUUGUCCAGCUGUUUUCUGUUUUAUUUCCAACAGUUCUGGUCAAGCUAACUGAAAAAGAAAUCUUUGAAAAAGCUGGAGAAUUGCAAAGACUGUACGAAAAAGACAUAGGGCCAUCGCUACCUCUUGAACUUAUAUCCCUUCAAAGUGGAUUUAAAUGUGAGCUAUCAAAACUGAAAACGGUUUAUGACUUAGCUUCACUUUUAAUGAUUGAGUUUGACACAUUAGCUACAAGUUUUCCAGAAGUACAGACUGCUCUAAUGUUAUUUUUGACUUUGCCGGUAACAGUGGCAUCUGCAGAAAGGUCGUUCUCAGUGCUAAAAAGAAUUAAUGUUAUCUCCGAACAUCAAUGA
Molecule: messenger RNA, 1518 nt
Organism: Diabrotica virgifera virgifera (western corn rootworm)
Lineage: Eukaryota; Metazoa; Arthropoda; Insecta; Coleoptera; Chrysomelidae
Exons: 4
Coding region: 1-1518 (505 amino acids)
Molecular function (GO): protein dimerization activity
Source: RefSeq, a predicted model, not a curated record